AAUAUUUUAUUAAAUAAUAUUUCUGGUCAAGUUUUAUAUGAAUGUAAAGAGUCUAUUCAAAAAAAUAUUUCUGCCACAGAUAGAAGAAUAACGAUGUAUACGUUUUUACGAAAUGUGAGUGAUAAUUUUUUGAAAUAAGGUCACGGCAUAUGUUAACACAAUUUCAAUAACGAAGUCUUCAGAAAUAGCGAAUUAGACUGCAGAUUAAAUAUACUCUGAUUGUAGUGUGUUUAUCCCUAACCUAGGCUUUUCACGAGGAAACGGGUUGUAUACAGAUUAAAAUUAACGAAUAGUCUUUAACCUCUUUCUCAUUCAACUGAUUUUCAUUUUCAAGGUUGAAGAAAAGGUAAAAAAAUGCGAAAUUCCUAAUAACGAUAAGCGUAAUCAAUUUAAGCAACUGGAACAAGAUUACAAAAAUUUAUUGGACGUAACGAUUCAAUUAACGAAAUUACUCCAAACUAAUUUGGAGGAACAAGCGAAAAAUGUUCAUUUAGUAUUAACGCAAUGCGAAUUUUUACAUCCUACUCUAUUUCAACCGAUUAUUAAACGAAGAUUGAGCGUAUCUACGCAAACUAUAAGAUCGUUGGACAGUUCUCAGACUGUCGAACAUACCACUACGGAUAAUCAAGAAAAAAUAACAGGUGUUAACACUUCAGUUUCAAUAUCACCACUCAAUAUAAUUCAAAAUGAGGUGAAGCACGUCUUGGAGAAUGUCGUGAAUAAUGUGUUGAUAUUGGAAAGCGAUAGAAUGCAAAGAAAUGUCGAAAAUAACAUUCAAGACAUCAAAAUACUAUUAGAAGAUAUAAUUCAAGAAAUUUUAUUAUCUUUGGACGAAAAACAACCGCCUCGAGAAAAGAGUUUUCAAGUUCUUCCGAAUAAGACAGAUACUGCCACGAUUUUAGACAAAACGGACUGCGGUAAUUCCGAAAAAAUAAAUUUAAUCGAUAGGGAUUCGAUUUUCAGAAAAAAAAGUAAAUUUGAGGUUAAACAACCAAUAAAACGGAAAGGAGCUUCGAAAACUGGAGUUUCGAAAGGGAAACAUUUUCCGAAAACUCCUUUAUGUUAUUUAGAAAUAUGUCGUAAAAAUCAGGAUGAUCCGUCGUUACCUUGCAAAUGUAUGAAAUGUUUGCCAGAACAAAACAGAUAUUAUUGUUCUUGUUAUGAUUUAAUAUGUAAAGAUAUAGACGAAGAAAUUAUCGGUAUUACAACGUUCAAGAACACGCGGACGCAAGAAAAUAUAACAAAUGAUUUAAAAGAAACACAAAAUGGAACAGAUAUUUGUAAGAUUUGUGAUGCUCAAAAAUGUAGUUGCGCUUUCCAAUCUCGACCCAAAAUUGGUAGAUCUCCACCGGUGUGA
Molecule: messenger RNA, 1357 nt
Organism: Diorhabda carinulata
Lineage: Eukaryota; Metazoa; Arthropoda; Insecta; Coleoptera; Chrysomelidae
Exons: 7
Coding region: 749-1357 (202 amino acids)
Source: RefSeq, a predicted model, not a curated record